Molecule: messenger RNA, 1050 nt
Organism: Procambarus clarkii (red swamp crayfish)
Lineage: Eukaryota; Metazoa; Arthropoda; Malacostraca; Decapoda; Cambaridae
Product: skin secretory protein xP2-like
Source: RefSeq, a predicted model, not a curated record
AUGACAACCCCAGUGCCAGCUGACAUGAACAUGACAACCCCAGUGCCAGCUGACAUGAACAUGACAACCCCAGUGCCAGCUGACAUGAACAUGACAACCCCAGUGCCAGCUGACAUGAACAUGACAACCCCAGUGCCAGCUGACAUGAACAUGACAACCCCAGUGCCAGCUGACAUGAACAUGACAACCCCAGUGCCAGCUGACAUGAACAUGACAACCCCAGUGCCAGCUGACAUGAACAUGACAACCCCAGUGCCAGCUGACAUGAACAUGACAACCCCAGUGCCAGCUGACAUGAACAUGACAACCCCAGUGCCAGCUGACAUGAACAUGACAACCCCAGUGCCAGCUGACAUGAACGUGACAACCCCAGUGCCAGCUGACAUGAACAUGACAACCCCAGUGCCAGCUGACAUGAACAUGACAACCCCAGUGCCAGCUGACAUGAACAUGACAACCCCAGUGCCAGCUGACAUGAACAUGACAACCCCAGUGCCAGCUGACAUGAACGUGACAACCCCAGUGCCAGCUGACAUGAGCAUGACAACCCCAGUGCCAGCUGACAUGAACAUGACAACCCCAGUGCCAGGUGACAUGAGCAUGACAACCCCAGUGCCAGCUGACAUGAGCAUGACAACCCCAGUGCCAGGUGACAUGCCCAUGACAACCCCAGUGCCAGGUGACAUGCCCAUGACAACCCCAGUGCCAGUUGACAUGAACAUGACAACCCCAGUGCCAGGUGACAUGAACAUGACAACCACAGUGCCAGCUGACAUGCCCAUGACAACCCCAGUGCCAGUUGACAUGAACAUGACAACCCCAGUGCCAGGUGACAUGAACAUGACAACCCCAGUGCCAGUUGACAUGAACAUGACAACCCCAGUGCCAGGUGACAUGAACAUGACAACCACAGUGCCAGCUGACAUGCCCAUGACAACCACGACUUCUGGGAAGAGCAGGAAAAGCAUCGCAAAUGUCCUAACUUCCACAACAAAAAAAGUCUCAUGCAAAGAGUUAAUUACACGCAGGUUUUCAGACCAGAAUAUAUGA